AGGUGCUCUAACCUUCAGGGUGUUUUCAUGGCACUGGUGGAGUACGGUAGGGGUGGUCGUUGAAACUGCAUCUUUAUUUCGGAAGACAAGGACAGUAUGGGUUGGAGGAAGUUGGUGGAGGUCUUGAAGGAGGCUGGGCGUGGUGGUCUCUAUGGGUCGGUGAUGACGACAACUCCACCUUCGUACUUGGAGGCUCUAAAAAAUCCGAGGGUUUUGGACCCGUCACGUCAACUUGUCGUAUUGGGAGGUGCAGCGCCGCUGCAACAGUCUGGAAGCGCUGUUGUUCCUGUAGUGAUGCAAAGCUUUGAGGGUGGUGGCAGAGGGGGUGUCGGUCUAAAUAAGGAAGUCAUCCUUCGGGCUUUGAUGGAUAUGCAGAGACAAGUUGAUGAUUUGCAGUCUAAUUUAAAUGUUUUAAAAUGGUGCAUUCAAGAGGAUAAAGAGGAGGGGGCGUGGGUCUGGGUGACGAGGGGGAUAUUGGCAGAACGGAAAGGGCUAAGGUCCUUGGGCCAGUGGGCCAGGAACCGUUGGGGCCCAGACGCAACCUGCAGGUAGUAGGCAAGGAAAAAAUUGGGCUUGGCCCAGGCGUUGGGCCUUAGCAAACACAGCAUACGGGCCCUGUUUGGAGGAGACGUCUCCCGUCUACCUCUGGUUUGUCGACGGAUGGGCCUCAGCCACCCUUGCUGAUGAAGAGCCAGGUGGUCCCGGCGAAGACGGCAACACCAUCGGCAGAGGCUAAGCGGCUGGAAUUUGGUCUGGUUGAGAAACAAGGCAGGAAAUCUACUGACCUAGGUCAGUUUCAAUGCACGGUGAGGGACGACGGUGUUUUGGCGACAACAACAUCGUCGGCGGCUCCUUUGUCUUUGGCAGAGGCUCCGAAUCUUAAGUCCUCUCUCUGUGUAGAGACACCUGUGAUGGAGGGGUUCCCAGGAAACUUUCGGGGCGAUAACUAGGUGGAGAUGGUGGAGUUCCCGCCACCGAGCGCCGCUGCUGUAGAUUCUUAUAGCCCGAAAUUGUCGAUGAACUCGUUGGGAGGUUCAUCUCCCCUGCUGGAGGUCCAAGUGCAACUCGAGGAUCAUCUCGAGUCUAUAGGGUACACCGACAGUGCCGAAGCCCCAACUCUAGGGGCAGAGGGAGUAGGGAUGGAGGUGACUGAUGUUGGGCUCCUUGGCAGUGAGAUAUUGAUCGUCCCUGAGACUCAAUUUUCCUCUAGUGAUGUUGUGGUUGAAUGGGAGGGUAAGAAAUUAUUUGGGGAGGAAGAAAGGGGAGUGACACCCACUCUGCAGUGGGCUUCUAGUGAAGGGGAACGUAUCCCAUUGAAUCGUUUACUACCAAAUGAGUUGACUACAUCGGAUUGGAUACUACAGAAGAUGAAAGAUCUACAACACUUGAUAGGUAUGGACUGUGUGGGUUAUGAAGAGCAGUGUUUGGUGUUACUUAUUGCCAUUGAAGCGGGUCACGCAUAGUCCAUGAAAUCACGGUCGAAAAAACAGCGGAAACUCAAGCGCCUCACUUGGUCCUUGAAUUAUGAAGGAAGCUUAAGCCACGAAAGAUCCAAAGGGAAGGGGCUUGCUUCUCCUUUAUGAAGUAAAAACUUGUAUCUUGGAACGUCCGGGGGUUAAAUGAGGCAAGUAAGCGACUUCAUAUAAAAAACUUGCUGUGAGAGUAGAGGGCGGACAUAGUAUGUUU
Molecule: messenger RNA, 1686 nt
Organism: Juglans microcarpa x Juglans regia
Lineage: Eukaryota; Viridiplantae; Streptophyta; Magnoliopsida; Fagales; Juglandaceae
Exons: 2
Coding region: 957-1463 (168 amino acids)
Source: RefSeq, a predicted model, not a curated record